This is a messenger RNA of Trypanosoma conorhini, 843 nucleotides long. RefSeq lists its product as uncharacterized. The transcript has a single exon. Bases 1 to 843 code for a protein of 280 amino acids. NCBI's taxonomy places the organism in Eukaryota, Euglenozoa, Kinetoplastea, Trypanosomatida, Trypanosomatidae. The record is from RefSeq and is a predicted model, not a curated record.
AUGCAGUACUCCAUCUGCGUGGCCACGGAUUGCGAGGGGGAAAAAGUUAACCUGCGGUUUCUCUUUGACUCCUACGGCCCAUCGUUGGCGCAGCUUCUCAAUCGCUCCCUCGUUGCGUUUAACAAUGUAUUUCGUCUUCGCUCAGUGCCCCGCACAUUUGCCGUGAGUGCGGCUGUUGUAUUCAACGAUGUACACAACACGUGGGAUCGCCUAGAACGCUCCACGCAGCUGCUGCACAACAGCCAGGUGUACCUCUUCCAGCCUGACAUUCUUGAUAUGCCGGCGGAAAUACCUGAGCCGUUCGAGGGUGCCCCACUGCUUGGCGAAGGCUACGUCUCGCCGCCACGUGAAGCAUCCGCCUCGCCGCACGCCGUGGCGCCCUCACAUUAUGAACCGCGUCCCGCGGCCACGAUAGAAACUCCGCGAUGGUUGCCAAAGUGGCCUGGUAGUCAAAAGAAGUCAUUGAUGCCUGGCAAUGGCAGUGGAAACCCCCACAGCAACCACUACUAUGAGGUGAAGAAUAAUGGCACGAAUGAUAGGUCGCGACUAGCGUUGUUUUCAACUCCGAAGCGAGGCGACAACCGCGACCUACUGAAAGGUGGUCAAACGUCGCUCUUGAAGCAGAGUAUCCACUCGUAUUCUGCCUCGCCUCCGAUUCGACAACCGAGGGAAUUAAGCACCCGUAGCCGCAGCGACAGUAGGAGGAGCAUCCUGCGUGAGGAGCGAGAGAAGAUUGAGUAUCAAAUGCGGCUUCCCCUUGACGAGAUGCGGCGUAGCCUGAGGGAAGAGACGCGACAGCUAGAGCGUAGCAUCAGUCCCAUGCAAAGACCAACGAUGGAUUGA